GCGAUCUUCCGAGGCGAUUUCAAGCGCUUGCUCAUGUCGGGUGUAGAUGUGGAAGCUGGCCUGGAUUACUGGAAUCAGCAGCCAGCGAGCAACGACGGUGUUCUCGGCGGAUUUGGAACUGGGACUCUGCCUCGCGUAGAAAGUCUGGGGUCUCGAUUAUUCCUGCUGCAUUUACUUCCCGAACUCAGCACAGUACCCUCUGCCUUUCGGCCCCUUAAUCCUCCCCCAUCGCGUCGAACUCGCGCACUCGAUGUCGGAGCGGGCAUUGGACGCGUAACUGGAGAUGUUUUGCUGCAUCUUUUUUCCGAUGUCGUCUUACUCGAGCCAGCGGAGCACUUUAUACGCGCUGCUAUUGACCGUGGCCGGGCCAGUCAAUCCCCAACCCCCAACGAGCCACAUCCAUGGAAGGGCAUCGCUGAGGGCUCAAAAAGCGUCACGUUUUUGCAAGGAACACUCCAGGACUUCGACCCGGCUCGUCCCCAUCAUGCGAAUAUGCUCGAACGCGUGGGAUAUGCACCGGAGAAAACGGAUGCUGUUUCUGGCUUCGAUGUUAUCUGGUGUCAGUGGUGUCUUGGCCACCUCGAUACCGACGAUUUGGUCGCUUUUUUUCGCCGGAGCCACGCUGCUCUCCGCGAGAAAGACCGGAGUCUGAUUGUGGUCAAGGAAAAUCUAUGUUCAGACGCGCCAGACGGGUCAGCAGUCACGAUCCUCGACGAUCAAGACUCCAGUCUUACCAGGUCUGAUAGGGCGUGGAAAGACGCGUUUGAGGCGGCAGAUUUGACUCUGGUGGAGGAGCGUGUUCAGGACGGUCUUCCAGAGGGCUUGUACCAAGUGAAAAUGUAUGCACUUCGUUAG
Molecule: messenger RNA, 855 nt
Organism: Mycena indigotica
Lineage: Eukaryota; Fungi; Basidiomycota; Agaricomycetes; Agaricales; Mycenaceae
Product: Alpha N-terminal protein methyltransferase 1
Exons: 4
Coding region: 34-855 (273 amino acids)
Biological process (GO): N-terminal protein amino acid methylation
Cellular component (GO): cytoplasm
Molecular function (GO): N-terminal protein N-methyltransferase activity
Source: RefSeq, a predicted model, not a curated record